AAUGCUAAAUGACGAAAAAAACUGUCUUGAUGAAAGCGAUGAAAAACAAGACUACUCUAGAAAUUUAGUUUGCUCUAAAGAACAUAUUUUAUGCAAUCAACAAUGUGUUCCAAAGCAUUUAAAGUGUGACCUAAAUCAAGAUUGCAAAUACGGUACUGAUGAGAAAGAUUGCCAGUAUUAUAAUCAAGAUCAGUGUAAAGAAAGUAUAAAAAGAAUAGAAACUAAACCGUGCUACAUCGAAUACAACUCUAUGGGACGAAUGAUCUCAAAGAUACAUAUACCACUAACAACAAUUAGGAAUUGUAGCGCUGAGAUUGUUUGUGAAAUGGGAUAUUACCAAUGCCAAUCAGUCUAUUAUUGUAUUUCAAUUGAACAAGUUUGCGAUAAUGUUCCUCAUUGUCCGAAUGGAGACGAUGAAAUAGGAUGUAGUUAG
This is a messenger RNA of Dimorphilus gyrociliatus, 433 nucleotides long. The record is from the annotation of a GenBank genome assembly. NCBI's taxonomy places the organism in Eukaryota, Metazoa, Annelida, Polychaeta, Dinophilidae.